AUGUUCCGUGUUAAAAAGAAACUAUUAGUGCUAUUAAUUAUUGUUGGUGCCUUUCCAGUAUUUUUGCUCCUAUAUCUGGCAGUCAGCACAGAUGAUUAUGUUGCCUAUGGCAACAAUGGUGCAAUUGGUGUGAGCAGGUUGGAAGCAAAAUUGGCUCAAAGAGUUCAAGAAAUGGAAGAAAAAAACCAAUUGAUACAAAAGCAACUUAGUCUGUCCCAGAAUCAACUGCUGAAUUUACAAAUGAGUUUUGCUGCAGAAAAUGACACAAAAUUUGCCUUUCGCAAAGGUCGACUGAACGGCACUCGCCUUCACUGCCUCAACAAUGAACCUGAAGUCCCAAAAUGUGAGGUAAUCCAUGUGGCUAUUGUUUGUGCUGGACAUAAUGCUACAAGAGAUUAUCUUUUCUUGCACCUCUCGCCUAUGGAAUUCUGUAUCCUUCUACAACCCCUCUCUUCCCCCUCUCUCUGCAUCCCUCCAUUCUUGUCCCCCUUCUCUCUCUCUCUGUCUUUCCAUCCCCCUUCUCUCUCUCUCUUUCCGUCCCCCUCUCUCUCUCUCUCUUUGUCUUUCCAUCCCCCUUCUCUCUCUCUGUCUUUCCAUCCCCCUUCUCUCUCUCUGUCUUUCCGUCCCCCUUCUCUGUCUUUCCGUCCCCCUUCUCUGUCUUUCCGUCCCCCUUCUCUGUCUUUCCGUCCCCCCUUCUCUCUCUUUCCGUCCCCCUUCUCUCUCUUUCCGUCCCCUUCUCUCUCUUUCCGUCCCCCUUCUCUCUCUUUCCGUCCCCCCCCUUCUCUCUCUUUCCGUCCCCCCUUCUCUCUCUCUCUCUGUCCCCCUUCUCUCUCUCUCUCUGUCCCCCUUCUCUCUCUCUCUCUGUCCCCCUUCUCUCUCUCUGUCUUUCGUCCCCUUCUCUCUCUCUCUCUGUCUUUCCGUCCCCUUCUCUCUCUCUCUUUCCGUCCCCCUUCUCUCUUUCUCUCUCUCUUUCCGUCCCCUUCUCUCUUUCUCUCUCCCUUUCUCUCCCUCUCUCUCUCUUUCCGUCCCCCUUCUCUCUCUCUCUCUCUUUUUCCCGUUUCUCUUUCUCUCUCUCUUUCCAUCCCCCCUUCUCUUUCUCUCUCUCUCUCUCCGUCCCCCUUCUCUCUUUCUCUCUCUCUCUCCGUCCCCCUUCUCUCUUUCUCUCUCUCUCUCCGUCCCCCUUCUCUCUUUCUCUCUCUCUCUCCGUACCCCUUCUCUCUUUCUCUCUCUCUCUCCGUACCCCUUCUCUCUUUCUCUCUCUUUCCCUCUCUCCGUACCCCUUCUUUCUCUCUCCCUCUUUCUACAUUCCUCACUAUUUGUCUCUCUCCAUAUCUUCCUUGCUCCUAUCCCCGCCCCCUAUAUAUUGAUGCCCUUCAAGUCAAGUUUUAUUCUGCUGAGGAAGUAAAACCUGAAAUUGCCUGGAUCCCUAAUAAGCAUUAUUCUGGUGUUUAUGGCUUGAUGAAACUGACACUUCCAAAAUUACUUCUACCUCUGGAAAAGGUGAUUGUCCUCGACACAGACAUUACAUUUGCAACUGACAUUGCAGAUCUGUGGAAAAUCUUUCGAAUACUCAAAGGAAAACAGGCUAUUGGUCUUGUUGAUAAUCAAAGUGACUGGUACCUGGGCAAAUUAUGGAAAAAUCACCGUCCAUGGCCCGCGUUGGGUCGAGGUUUCAAUACUGGUGUGAUUCUGUUGGAUAUCAAAAUGUUGCAUGACCUUAAAUGGAUGCAAAUGUGGCGUUUAAUUGCGGAAAGGGAACUCAUGAGUAUGCUGUCUACAUCUUUAGCGGAUCAGGAUAUUUUCAAUGCUGUCUUGAAGCAACAUCCAUACCUAGUUUACCGUCUUCCUUGUCAAUGGAAUGUCCAACUGAGUGAUAAUACGCGUAGUGAACAGUGCUACAGUGAAGUAGCUGAUCUGAAGCUCCUAUUUGUUGUUUUUGUCUGGUCUGUCUGUCUUGUUUUUGUCUGGUCUGUCUGUCUUGUUUUUGUCUGGUCUGUCUGUCUUGUUUUUGUCUGGUCUGUCUGUCUUGUUUUUGUCUGGUCUGUCUGUCUUGUUUUUGUCUGGUCUGUCUGUCUGUCUUGUUUUUGUCUGGUCUGUCUGUCUGUCUUGUUUUUGUCUGGUCUGUCUGUCUGUCUUGUUUUUGUCUGGUCUGUCUGUCUGUCUGUCUUGUUUUUGUCUGGUCUGUCUGUCUGUCUGUCUUGUUUUUGUCUGGUCUGUCUGUCUGUCUGUCUUGUUUUUGUCUGGUCUGUCUGUCUGUCUGUCUUGUUUUUGUCUGGUCUGUCUGUCUGUCUGUCUUGUUUUUUGUCUGGUCUGUCUGUUGUCUGUCUUGUUUUUGUCUGGUCUGUCUGUCUGUCUGUCUUGUUUUUGUCUGGUCUGUCUGUCUGUCUGUCUUGUUUUUUGUCUGGUCUGUCUGUCUGUCUGUCUUGUUUUUGUCUGGUCUGUCUGUCUGUCUGUCUUGUUUUUUGUCUGGUCUGUCUGUCUGUCUGUCUUCUUUUUUUUGUCUGUCUGUCUGUCUGUCUCUUCUUUUUUGUCUGGUCUGUCUGUCUGUCUGUCUUGUUUUUGUCUGGUCUGUCUGUCUGUCUGUCUUGUUUUUGUCUGGUCUGUCUGUCUGUCUGUCUGUCUUGUUUUUGUCUGGUCUGUCUGUCUGUCUGUCUGUCUUGUUUUUGUCUGGUCUGUCUGUCUGUCUGUCUUGUUUUUGUCUGGUCUGUCUGUCUGUCUGUCUUGUUUUUGUCUGGUCUGUCUGUCUGUCUGUCUUGUUUUUGUCUGGUCUGUCUGUCUGUCUGUCUUGUUUUUGUCUGGUCUGUCUGUCUGUCUGUCUUGUUUUUGUCUUGUCUGUCUGUCUGUCUGUCUUGUUUUUGUCUUGUCUGUCUGUCUGUCUGUCUUGUUUUUGUCUUGUCUGUCUGUCUGUCUGUCUUGUUUUUGUCUUGUCUGUCUGUCUGUCUGUCUUGUUUUUGUCUGGUCUGUCUGUCUGUCUGUCUUGUUUUUGUCUGGUCUGUCUGUCUUGUUUCUAAUCUCAAUAUCAUACAUUGGAAUUCUCCAAAGAAACUGAAAGUUAAAAACAAAAAUGUUGAGUUCUUCCGCAGCCUUUAUUUGACAUUUCUCAAAUAUGAUGGUAACUUGCUUCGACAAGAACUGUUUGCCUGUGGUACAACUCAUGUUGGGUCCCCCGUGCAAGAUCAGUUAAAUCUAUCUGGAUCGUUUCCGGCCUGCCUUUCUAUCUGGAUCGUUUCCGGCCUGCCUUUCUAUCUGGAUCGUUUCCGGCCUGCCUUUCUAUCUGGAUCGUUUCCGGCCUGCCUUUCUAUCUGGAUCGUUUCGGCCUGCCUUUCUAUCUGGAUCGUUUCGGCCUGCCUUUCUAUCUGGAUCGUUUCCGGCCUGCCUUUCUAUCUGGAUCGUUUCGGCCUGCCUUUCUAUCUGGAUCGUUUCCGGCCUGCCUUUCUAUCUGGAUCGUUUCCGGCCUGCCUUUCUAUCUGGAUCGUUUCCGGCCUGCCUUUCUAUCUGGAUCGUUUCCGGCCUGCCUUUCUAUCUGGAUCGUUUCCGGCCUGCCUUUCUAUCUGGAUCGUUUCCGGCCUGCCUUUCUAUCUGGAUCGUUUCCGGCCUGCCUUUCUAUCUGGAUCGUUUCCGGCCUGCCUUUCUAUCUGGAUCGUUUCCGGCCUGCCUUUCUAUCUGGAUCGUUUCCGGCCUGCCUUUCUAUCUGGAUCGUUUCCGGCCUGCCUUUCUAUCUGGAUCGUUUCCGGCCUAUCUGGAUCGCUGAAUGCCAUCAAUGAAGACGAUGAAUGCUAUGACUUCCGUCGUGAGCAAGUGAUAAUCCAUCGGACACACUUGUAUUACUUAGAUUAUGAUUAUCAGCCAAGUGAGUACGAUGUCACCCUUGUGGCCCAGUUGAGUAUGGACAGACUCCAGAUGCUGGAAACUAUCUGCAGACACUGGGAAGGUCCAAUCAGCUUGGCAUUGUACAUGUCCGACGCAGAGGUACAACAGUUUCUGCGAUAUGCCAUUAGUUCAAAUAUCUUGAUGUCUCGAAAGAAUGUUGGAUACCAUGUCGUAUACAGGGAUGGGCAAUUUUAUCCCGUAAACUACCUCCGUAAUGUCGCUCUCCAACAAGUGACGACACCAUAUGUCUUCCUCUCUGACAUUGACUUCCUUCCAAUGUAUGGCCUUUAUGAAUACCUCAAAAAAGCUGUAUCUAUGAUGGACAUGAAAGCAAGCUCUUAUAGUUCCGCUUUUGAAACUCAGCGUUACAGACUGACAUUCCCCAAGUCAAAGGCUAAACUCCUUUCCAUGUUGGAUGUCGGCACAUUAUUUACAUUCAGAUAUCAUGUAUGGACAAAGGGUCAUGCUCCUACAAAUUUUGCCAAAUGGAGAACUGCCACGACACCUUAUACUAUACAAUGGGAACCAGAUUUUGAGCCAUAUGUUGUGGUCAGCUCCAAGGUGUCACCAUAUGAUCAACGUUUUGUUGGUUUUGGUUGGAAUAAAGUCUCUCAUAUUAUGGAAUUAGAUGCCCAAGGGUAA
Molecule: messenger RNA, 4512 nt
Organism: Acanthosepion pharaonis
Lineage: Eukaryota; Metazoa; Mollusca; Cephalopoda; Sepiida; Sepiidae
Source: the annotation of a GenBank genome assembly